AUGUCCAUGCUUCCAAAAAGAAUCAUUAAGGAAACCGAACGAUUAAUUGCAGAUGCAGCACCUGGUAUUAACGCCAGACCUCAUGAAGAGAACCUUCGUUAUUUUGACGUUGAUAUUACAGGACCGGAACAGUCUCCUUUUGAAGGUGGAAUUUUUAAACUUGAAUUGUUCCUUCCUGAGGAAUAUCCCAUGACACCACCAAAAGUUCGUUUUUUAACUAGAAUAUAUCAUCCAAACAUUGAUAAGCUAGGCAGAAUCUGUUUGGACAUUUUAAAAGAUAAAUGGUCACCCGCAUUACAAAUUCGUACUGUACUUCUUUCCAUACAAGCACUUCUUUCAGCCCCGAAUCCUGAUGAUCCUUUAGCAAAUGAUGUAGCGCAACACUGGAAAGAUAACGAACCAGAAGCUAUCGCGAAAGCUCGCGAAUGGACUCUAAAUUAUGCAGAGCGUAUAACGCCACCUCAGUAA
This is a messenger RNA of Funneliformis caledonium, 468 nucleotides long. The record is from the annotation of a GenBank genome assembly. Lineage: Eukaryota; Fungi; Glomeromycota; Glomeromycetes; Glomerales; Glomeraceae.